AUGCAGAGGCGAUUCAUCACAGAGGACAGAUGUACAUAUGAAAAGGAAAUGAGAAGGAAAGUAUUGGACAAAGUCCUCAAGAAUAGUGACUUGAAGCUGCAUCUUAGUGAUUUGUCUGCUGACAUGCAUGUCUCAAAGAAUUAUCUCUGCAAGUUGCUUAAGGGUAGUGAAUUCUUCUGCAUCUCUGAAGACCGGUCAAUUGUAUCACUCAAUGUUGAGCUGAAGAUUUGCCAUCCAUAUGUCAUGCCAAAUGGUUGCAACCAGGAAGGAUGUACCCUACUUCACAUCUGUCCAAAAUUCAUAGAUGACAACUGUACGGAGAAAACCUGUGAGGAAGGACAUGAUUUUAAAACUGAACACAACAUUCGUGUCUUGAAGAAAUAUGACCUUUUGGAUGCAAACAUAGAAGCCUUGAAGAAAUUGACCAUAUCAUCUUUUGAUGUUGGGAAGGUGCCUGAUAUAUGUGGCUCUUAUAAUGUCAAUAAGUGCAAUACUGGAAAGCAAUGUGAUAAGAUUCAUAUUUGCAUUGGUUACAUUAUGGGAACCUGUUGUGAUGAGUUGAAAUGCAGCAUGAAUCAUGAUCUUCUUGAACCUGAAAAUUGUAAAAAAUUGCUUGAAAAUGCUGGUGUUGCACUUGAGCGCACUCCAAAGGACUUGAGGAAUCACUUGAAGAGAGCAUGGCAGGCAGAUAGGCAGUUACAGGCAGUGAUAGACAUGAAGGCCAAAGACAAGGAGGAGAGGGAAAGAAAGAGAAAGAAGGCAGAAGAAGCCAAGAAGAAAGUUUAUCAUGCCAAUGAGGAUGAUGGGAAUGUGGAAGUCCCAGAGGUGUGCAUAUUCCUUUUGAAUGGGCGUUGCUAUGAUGGGGAGAAGGGUCGCUGUAAGCGUCUUCAUGCUGCGAACUCUUUCCAUUGGCAAGUUCAGCAUCCCAAAUCAUUGAAGUGGGUGAAUUUAAGCAAGUCUCAGAGCCAGAACCUUGAGAACCUGUAUGUUGACCCCAACAUAGACAAAUCUACUUUAAAGGAUUUUGCACCAGAUGAAAUUCACUUGACAAAUAGAGUUCAACUCCAGAAUCUUUUCAAAAAUCAGGAAUGUAAGGCUGAUUUUGGGAAGAUGACACUAUUAGAUGUCAAAGCCAAUGUCUCCAUGAAUAUGCGAAGACUCUGUACAGAAUCCUCUGUGAUGACCGGAGGGAAGCAGUUUGCAACUAAGUGGCUGUGGUACUUCAAGGACCGGAGUGACAUAUGGAUGGAAUAUGGUUCUGCAACCCCUGAGCACAGCAGUCAGAGCAGUGUGAACUCUCAUGAAAUAGAGGGAGCUUUUUGCACUUCUCAGGGGAAAGGGACUUUGCCCUUCUCUACCGCUGAAUACAGUUAUGAAAUUGACUUCCAGAGGAUGGUGCAAAAGAACAAAGAUCCAAGGUAUGGCACUGAGAGGGAGGUGAAACGUCGCCCUGCCCCCCUAACGUCUGGAACAUCAGAGGUUUCCCCUGCAAGUUACAGGCACACUCCAAAGCACUGGGAUUCAAUGCAAAACACAAAUUGCAAGAUGGUCAACCUGUCUCCAUCAUCCCCGGAGUACAAAAAUGUUGUUGGCCUCCUACGUAGCACUGGAAAAGAUAUGGAAUUUGUGAUCACAUGGAUGAGAACCUUCCCAAAUUGUGAGCUUGGGAAUCAGUGCACAUUUGUUCAUCCCAAGUGCUGCUUCGAUGCUGCCUGCACGCAACCAGACUGUGUGUUUUCUCAUUCGGUUCCCUUGUUACCUUUGGAUGACUCAUUGACAGCCACAACAGACUUUCCCUGGCAAUUUCAACAUCCAGAACUCCACAAGUGGAUUUAUUUCACAGAAUCUCAGAGUCUCUACCUGGAGAAGCAUUAUGCUGACCCAAACAUUGAUAGGCUCACUCUAAAAGACUUUGGAGUUCCUGGCAAUGGUGAUGCAAGGAACUGCAUGGGGAUCCUGCAUUCAUUCAGGGAUUCUGAGUGGGAGGUUGAGUUCAUUAUGAUGAUGCUUUACUCUGUGCAAAGCAACCUUCAGAUGAAGAUUAGAAGAAUUGGGACAAAAUCAGCAGUCAUGAAUGGAAGGAGGAUGCUUACUUCUGUAUGGCUAUGGUACUUCAAGGACCAGACAGGUGCAUGGGUGGAGUAUGGCUCUUCAACUGGGGGAGUGUUGAGUAGUUCUGGUAGAGUGUUGAGUUCAUGCAAGAUCCAGAGUAACGUUGCAUCUCAAGAUAUUGAGAGAGCAUAUCUUGCUUCUCAGGGGAAAGGAACACUGCUCUUUCAUACUGAUCACCAUCCAUAUGAGCUUGACUUUCAAAGGAUGGUGCAGAAGAACACAAAUAUAAAAUAUGGUACAGAGAGAGAAGUGAAACGUCGUCCUGCCCCACCAACUUCCUCCAUACUAUCUGAAGUUCCUCUUGAAGGCUUCAGAUACACCCCAAAGCAUUGGCUUCCUAUGCAUGACCCAUCCAGCAAGUUCCGUUUGGUAACCUUGUCUCCCACUUCACAAGAGCACAUGGAUGUUGCUAGCCUCUUUCAAGAAGCUGGGGUAGGCAUUCAGAAAGUUAUUAGAGUCCAGAACCCAUACCUCUGGGAGGUUUAUCAGAGCAAGAAGCUGAUCUUGCUCAGUACAGAUUUCAAAAAUGAUCCUUCUAUGCUGAAUGAGAAAUUUCUCUUUCAUGGGACAAUAGCUACCAACAUACCUGCCAUAUGUGAGCAGAACUUUGACUGGAGGCUGCAUGGAACUUCUCAUGCAUCAUUAUAUGGCCAGGGGGUAUACUUUGCCACUGACCCAAAGUUGUCCAUGAAGUAUGCAAGAGGUGGGAGUUGCAUGUUUGUUGCUAAGGGUAAUGGGCAUGAACAUGAUUUCACAUCUGAUCAAAAUGUGUUCAUCAUGGACAUGUACAAUCCUGACAUAUACCCUGGAGAUCAUGUUGCAGAGAGAGGAAUCUCAUGUCCAGUCCGAGUCAAAUCUGGGACUCAGGAUGAGGCAUAUCUGGAAGCCCUAGACAGGUACUUGGAUGAAUCCUUAAACAUGUUCACACCUGAUCUGGUGGUGUAUAAUGCCGGCACUGACUCAUAUGCAGAGGACCCUGAAGGCUGCUUGCUCAUCUCCAAGCAGGGCUUGAUAAGGAGAGAUGAACUCGUUUUUGGGAAAGUUCGUGGUCAUGGAAUUCCUAUUGCUAUGGUCCUCAGUGGAGGUUCUCUACGAAGGUCUCCUCUGCAGGAAACAAAGAUAUCUCCCAUGAGUUCAACCCAUCCAUUCCACAUGCUCCGAAAGUGGUCCUUCCCAUACAUAUUCUCCAUUGGUGCUCUCAUUUUUGGGCUCCAGAUAACAGAAGAACCAAGCUUCAACCAGUGA
Molecule: messenger RNA, 3357 nt
Organism: Darwinula stevensoni
Lineage: Eukaryota; Metazoa; Arthropoda; Ostracoda; Podocopida; Darwinulidae
Source: the annotation of a GenBank genome assembly